AUGGCCUCAGACAAACCAUCAACGGGAAUUAUCCCGUUCGCCAAGGCGACCGAGAUCAAAAGGAUCGAUGCCAACACCUACCAAGCCAACCUGGUAGACUCAUUCUGCAUCGGCGCCGUCCCCAACGGCGGUUACGUAGCAUCAUGCAUCCUCCAAGCCGCCAUCCUUCACGGCUCCUCUCGCUCCCGCUCCCGCUCCCCUUCUAACCCGCAACCGCACGUCCUGAACGCCCACUUCGAGUACCUCAACCGCACCGAAGUCGGUCCAGCAACCAUCAUCAUCGAGGAUGUCAAGCCUGGCCGCCAACUAACCACCCUGCACGCAACCUUGUACCAAGGCGGCGGCUCGGUCCAAAUCAGCUCUUCCUCCCCCGAAGCAACCCGUGGCAAAAAACGGCUAACCGCCUACCUCGUCAUGACCAACCUCUCUUCUCUUCAAGGAAUCUCUCUCGACACCCAAUUUUUGCUGGUUCCCCCGCCCCUGACCUUGACAAAACCCAAUUUUGGCUUGCUCAAGGAAAAUAAAGACCCGAGUUGGACCAACAUCCAGCUUCCGCCCGGGUUCAGCUACAUCCGCGCUUUACAGAAUAUCAAGUUUUAUAUCCCCCGCCAGGGCCAGGUUCGGAAGUCAAUCAUCGACCUGUGGAUUUGUCUCGCUUCGGGAGAAAGGUUCACGGAUGCGACGCUGGGGUAUGUAUCCGAUUGCUGGCCGUAUGUCGUUGAGGCCUACCGGCCGAGGGACGAAAAGGAAAAUGAGGGGGCGGCGUUCAGACAUGAUGCUAAGCAUUGGUAUCCUACUGUUGUGAUGAAUGUUGAGCAGAAAAAGGCUGCACCGAAAGAAGGGUGGGAGUGGUUGAGGAUGAGAGUGAGCAGCAAGGAGGUUAGAGGUGGGAGGUUUGAUUUGGAGGUUUUGGUGAUGGAUGAAAUGGGGGAGCUGGUGGUGGUUAGUAAUCAUGUGGGCUUGGUGUUGGGGAGUGAAAGGAAUUUGGCGGGGAGGGCGAAGGGGGAGAUGAAGGGGCAGAGUCGACUGUGA
Molecule: messenger RNA, 1032 nt
Organism: Sordaria macrospora k-hell
Lineage: Eukaryota; Fungi; Ascomycota; Sordariomycetes; Sordariales; Sordariaceae
Source: RefSeq, a predicted model, not a curated record